CGGAAAUGGCUAAUGGGGCGCUUUGUGCAAAAUAGAAAGUUCAAGUUGUUAUUGUGUUUUUGAAGACAAAGUAACAUUCUGCAAGAUGGAAUUGGUUUAUAAUGUUGAUUUUCGAAGCAUUCCACGUUCCAGGGAUUGGAAUAUAGAAGAACAGAGUCAUUCGUGUCUUUCCUGCCGAAAUAUCUUUGCAUUUAGUCGACCAACUGUCCAAAAUAUUAACAACCGUGAUUGUUACCUGUAUGAAAUCCAGUAUAAAGUAUGUGUAUUAGAUCUAGAUAAACCAUGGGAUGUAUAUACUGUUACUACUGGUAAUAUACCUAUAUCUUAUAUACUCUGGGAUACUUCUGGUUCUAAACUCCUUGUCAUCAAUACCCAGGGUAUGUUUCAAGUAUGGACAAUGCCGGAUCAUGUACUUAGUCAAUGGAAAUUGUUUGGUUCAACUUGUUUAAAAGGAGAAGAAAUAAUUAAAGUGGCAUGGUUACAUAAUGGCAUACAGGUAAUGUUUAAUCCAGAUAAGAAAGAUGCUGUUAUGUAUAAUGAAAAGUUUUUAAGGAAUCGUAUAACUCCUAGUGUUAGUAAUUUUGGACGGAAACCAAUGGAUGGAUGGAUAGCUGUAUCAAGUAGUGGUUUAGUUAGUGUUGGCUUAUUGCAAGAUCAAGACCCCCAUAUUAUAACUAGUAAAACUAGUCUAGCUUCUGGUCAUAUACGCUUAACUCAAGUUGAUAUAGCCUUUAAUACCACUGGUGAAGUGGUACUUGUUGUUACUGAUGGCAGUAUAUCUACUACUGUACUGUGUUUCUACAUCAACAUCACCAUACAACAUAUAACAUGUACAGUAACAUCAAAACCCGGACCAGGUCUCUUCAUGAAAUCACAAAUGGAAUACAGCAAUAAGGAUACUCAACUGGUUCAAAUAACACAUCUUAAUUUCAUGAAUAGGGACAGUGCCGAUACCUUAUUAGUCUGUGCUGGUAGUCAUGGAUACAGUUGUGUGGAGGUUUGGCAAUUAGUGGAACAAAUGAUGCCUUUAAGUAGAAUAUUCCAGAAUGCAAAACCCGAUUAUUCUUACAAAACUCCAAAAUGGAUGCAUAAAGCAACUUUUACCUCAAAUUCCAUGCUUACAAGUAUUGCCACACCCAUUUUAUAUAUGGGAAAGAACUAUAUUGAUGCCCCUGGCUUCAUGUCGUAUUUUGCUUGUACUUACAAAGAUGGAAAUAUCAAAAUAAUUCACAGACAUACGAUCCAACCUAUUCAUUCGUGUACCUUGGAAUCUCUGGGAGUGUCUGGACCACAGAAAUUGGAUAAAAAAAUUAGAAGUAUAAGCCAUGUGAAUUCGUUAAUUCAAACAGGAUCUGGGUGUGGUUUAAUUGGUGUUAAUGGUAAUAAAAUGGUGUUGAUCCGUGUAUUUAAUAUGAGAGAAGGACCUAUACAGUUAUCUGCACCUAUUGUUAUACUAUUGUUGGAAUAUAUGAUGUGUAUUGGCAAUGAUUGGUGGGAUAUCUUCCUCGCAGUUAAACAAGGUAUGGUGGAAGGGAUAUGUCAGCGUUUAUCAGAUAAUUUCCAGAAACAGCAUGGCUCUAUGCAGGAAUUUCUUAGAAUGCGUUUAAUAUCUCUUCAGAUGGCUCUGUAUAAUUUUGUUAAUAAUGGACAACAGAAAGCUGCUGAUUGUCGAGCCUUACUUAUAUGUAAUUCCAUCUCCUCAGUUCUUAAAGGCAUUCUUCGACCAAAGACUGUGUCAGCUCAAGAUAAGAGCCCAGCUGAAAAACUUACCAUGGUUUGUACAGGUCAGAAAGAGGCUGAUAUAGACAGUGUUAUACGUAAUCUUGAUACAGAAGAAUUUAUUGUAGAAGCCUUAAAGGCGGGAGGUAAUUCUGAAAUGUCUCUCCAGUUUUUACAGCCAUUAAUACAAUGGGUAGCUAAUUUCUGUCUACAUCUAUUAUCAUCUAUACCUUUAUAUCAGAGUUACUGUAGUUUCCCUGGAUCAUCCUUACUACGUGAUGUUGUUGUACUUAAUAAUUUACGUGAACUCUUAGUAAUUAUACGUAUCUGGGGUUUAAUUAACCCCGGGUGUUUACCAGUAUUUACAACUACAUCACAGAUUGAUUGUUUGUCCAUCUUAUUCAAACUUUUAACAAAAACAUGGCUAUGCAGCAAAGAGGGAAAUAUUGAAUAUGAUGAAACUUUGAAUGACGAAUGUUUGUUAUUACCAAAUCAAGUUCUUAUACCAGAUAUUAAACAGAGUUUUGGUGGAGAGAAUUACAGUUAUUCCGUCUUCUCUCAGCAGCUUCCAUUAUUUUUAUCCACAGGUGAAGAGCCAGAUUUUCUCUUCACAUUACAGCAGACACGAGCGUUGUAUAUACCAGAAUCAACAGUAGAAUCACGACAAAAAUAUGACAUUGUACGACAGAUCCAUCUCGGUAUCAAACCAUCAGGUCCAGUUCGAGAAUGUUGUCGUUGUGGAUCCUCAUCAUUAUUAAAUGCCCCUGCAAACUCCUCCAUUUUAAAAUCUUGGGAACAAAGAUUUGUUAAAACUUGUAUUUGUGGUGGACAUUGGAAAGUUGUGAAGUAGUGAACAAAACCAUGAAAAUGUCUGAUCAUUUUGAAAUUAUUGCACAAUGCAGAUUUAAGGGGCUAAUCCCGAUAAUUUUUGGGAGAAUAAAACUGUUUAAUUUUGUUUUAAAAUCCCUUAAAAUCCUCUACCUAAGGGCCGAGAAUCUAACUCAAUAUUUGUGAUAAGUUUUCAAAUAACUGAAACCUGUCAGUCUUCAUCUGGAAAUGUAGACCGGUGUCCCAAGCUGUAUUAUGCGGUGUCUAGAUAAAACCAGACAUUUUUUGUAUAAAAAUAAUGUGUAGGUGAAAUUGACCUUUCAUUAUCAAGUACAGCAUUUGGGUCAUUCACUGUAUAGACCUCUCAAUGAACGGGAAUCGAUUAUCAGAUCUCCCAACGAAAAAAUUGACCCAAAAUCUUAAAAGGGUUACGUGUCCGGAUAAACAGUUUUGAUGGUCACGUUCAAACGACUCAAUAUUUUGAGCUGAAAUUUUGAGAUACGGUCAAUACACCAUUCCUCUAUAUUUUGGCGUUUAAAUUUCAUACAUACUCAGACUUUUAUUUUUGAGACUCUGUUCAAAUAAGGGAUAGUCCCUUUAAUGUUUAUUAUUUGACUUUGUUUAUGACAAAAGUCAUUGUGAAAACAUCUUCUCAUUGGAAUGAGAAAUAUGAAAUUAAUAUUGAUUAAAUUAUCAAAUUAGUGUUUUAAUAUUGAUGACCCAAACACCAUUAUAAUAUCUCCAGUAAAUGAAGAAAGUCUGAUAACAAAUAUUGUAAAUGUUAUUGUAUACUGAUGUUUGUUUUUAAAAAAAUCGAUUACCUGUAUGAAAUGUUCAUUUUCUUUGUUGUCAUCCACCAAUUUCCCAUUAGUGUAUUCUUUAAGAUGUUGAUUUUUCUUGGAUUAUUUCUUGCCAUCCACCAUUUGAUUUGAAAGGUUAGAUUCCAGAUAUAAUGUAGCACUUUGGUCCUUAAGACAAUAUUGGAUCUUUGAAAAAUUGUUGCUUCAUUCUGUUUAUAGUGUCAAAUCACACAUAGUUAAUGAACAUGAAUAUGAAUAUAUAGUUAUACAUAAAAAAAAAGUGAUAUUUUGGUAAAUCAUAACCAUUGUCAAAAUAUCCAUCAAAUUCUAUCUGUUUAUUGACCUAUGGUUGGUAGACCAAAUAAGGUAAUGUUUCCUCCUCUGGUCUUGUGAAAUCAAGAGGUUUAUUCAAGGCUACCUAAGAUGUGAAGAAAUUAGGGGGUUAUAAAAGAGGGUGUCGAGCGAGACUGGGCAGAGCUUACCCAGAUAUUCCUAGCAGCUAUUAUUAUUGAGAACGAGGAACCUUCAAAGCCAUUACAGCUUAACAAUAAAGUUGUAAGAACCAUU
Molecule: messenger RNA, 3914 nt
Organism: Patella vulgata (common limpet)
Lineage: Eukaryota; Metazoa; Mollusca; Gastropoda; Patellidae
Product: mediator of RNA polymerase II transcription subunit 16
Exons: 8
Coding region: 86-2569 (827 amino acids)
Biological process (GO): positive regulation of DNA-templated transcription
Cellular component (GO): mediator complex
Source: RefSeq, a predicted model, not a curated record